CGGGGCGGGGCGCGGCGACCGGGCGCGGCGGGCUCCCCCGGGGUCCCAGCGGGCCGGCACUCGGCGGCCGCGGCGCAAUGGAGGCGCCGGCCGAGUUGCUGGCCGCCCUGCCUGCGCUGGCCACUGCGCUGGCCCUUCUGCUCGCCUGGCUGCUGGUGCGACGUGGGGCGGCCGCGAGCCCGGAGCCUGCCUGCACGCCCCCGGAACCCGCGCCCCCGGCCGAGGCCACCAGGGCCCCGGCGCCGUCCCGCCCCUGCGCCCCCGAGCCGGCGGCCGCGCCCGCGGGGCCAGAGGAGCCUGGGGAGCCCGCGGGGCCGGGGGAGCCCGGGGAGCCUGCGGGACCGGGGGAGCCCGAAGGGCCAGGGGAUCCCGCGGCGGCGCCAGCGGAGGCGGAGGAGCAGGCGGCGGAGGCGAGGCAGAAAGAGGAGCAGGACUUGGAUGGUGAGACGGGGCCAUCAUCAGCAGGGCCAGAGGAGGAGGACGAAGGCUUCUCCUUCAAAUACAGCCCCGGGAAGCUGAGGGGAAACCAGUACAAGAAGAUGAUGACCAAAGAAGAGCUGGAGGAGGAGCAGAGAGUUCAGAAGGAACAGCUGGCUGCCAUCUUCAAGCUCAUGAAAGACAACAAGGAGACGUUUGGCGAGAUGUCCGACGGCGACGUGCAGGAGCAGCUCCGGCUCUACGACAUGUAGACUGCGCCCACGGGAUGCACAGUGGCCAUGCCUGACGCUGUCCCCACCCCUGCCCCACGCCCUUGUUCUUUCCAGACUUCUGUAGGCCUAAUUUGCCCUUAUAAACAUAGAUGCAGGCGUACAUUCUAUACGUACUUGCCCAGUUCUUGCAAUGUGUAUAUUACUUUACAGGAAUCAAAACUGUUUUCUCAGAGGACAAAGUCCCUGAUCCCUCUGGCUUCUGCUUGCUGGUGAGGUUCCAGCUGUUAUGGGGCUCUGAGACCCUCUCUUGAUCCAAAUCUUUUUUUGUUUGUUUGAGAUGGGGUCUCACUCUGUUGCCCAGGCUGGAGUGCAAUGGCGUGAUCUCAGCUCACUGCAAUCUCCACCUCCCAGAUUCAGGCGAUUCUCCUGCCUCAGCCUCCCCAGUAGCUGGGAUUACAGGCAUGUACCACUACGCCAAGCUAAUUUUGUAUUUCUAGUAGAGACAGGGUUUCGCCAUGUUGGCCAGGCUGGUCUCAAACUCCUGACCUCAGGUGAUCCGCCCGCCUUGGCCUCCCAAAGUGUUGGGAUUACAGGCAUGAGUCACCUUGGCCAGCCAAUAACUACACUCUUAUUCUGCCUUAUGAGGAUUUCUGGAAGCUUCUGUAAUUGUAGGGAAGCAAGCUGUGGGGGAGCAUUCUUAAUUUUUUUUUUUUUUUUUUUUUUAAGAGACAAGGUCUCAUUCUGUCACCCAGGCUGGAGUGCAGUGGUGCCAUCAUGACUCACUGCAGCUUUGACCUCCCAGGCCCACAAAAUCCUCCUGCCUCGGCCUGAGUGACUGGGACUACAGGUGUGUACCACCACACUCAGCUAAAGAAAAGUGUUCUUUUCUUUUCUUUUUUGAGACAGAGUCUCACUCUGGUGCCUGGUCACUGCUUGAAUGCUUCACCUUCUGGGUUCAAGCGAUUCUCCUGCCUCAGCCUUCCUAGUAGCUGGGAUUACAGGCAUGCGCCACCACACCCAGCUAAUUUUUGUAUUUUUAGUAGAGAUAGAGUUUCACCAUGUUGGCCAGGCUGGUCUCGAACUCCUGACCUCAGGUGAUCCACCUGCCUCGGCCUCCCAAAGUGCUAGGAUUACAGGUGUGAGCCACUGUGCCCAGCCAGGAGGGCUCUUUUAGCAAAAAGCCUAAUUCAGAGACUCACCUUUCAUCCUGGCACUAAACAAUGGUACUAGAGGUAAGAUCUGCCAAGAAUUUCUCUCACUUAAGCAGAAUACUUACUUUAAAUAUAAUUAGGCAAGACUUAUUUGAGUACUUGCCUAAUUAUAUUUCAUUAGAACUAUGCUAGACACUGUAGACAGAAGAAAUAAAACACCCCACCUGGUCCUUACCUUUCAGCAGGUUAAAGGCCUUUAGGGAAGAAAAGCCCGUGUGCAGGGAAAGAGAUGUCACCAGAAAGCACUCAAUAAAAUGCCAAAGUGAUCUUACAGAACAGUGCCUGUGACACUGGAGGGGAUUGUUCCAUCUUCAUGAGUGAACAUACAAUGAUGGGGAUAACUGGUCCUUCACACCAUGCAGGUCCCAUUUCUGAUCACCCCACUGGCAGAACAAUUCACAGUUCUUCAGCAAACUGAGUUAGGGAGGGUAUGCUAAAGACAGAACCUAUGCAAGUUCUUAGCAAUAGUUUUUGUUUGCUGAAAGAAAGCUCAAUCAACACACUACAUGAAAAAAAGUGGAGCAGUGGCAUUUCCAUGCCUCAUGCUCACCAUUACAAGGUUAACUUCCCGCCAUCACCUCUUGCCUGCCAGGGGCUUUUCAGAAGCCCCUCUCUGUUCCACCCUUUUGCUUCUUUGCUGACCAUUCACUCUCUGUGUCUGUUGUUGGAUCCAAAUAUGAGUGUUUGUCUUUUGUGGUGAAUGCUUUUUUCCUUCUUGAAAUUGUUUUAAUGUGUUUUGUCAAAAGCAUUUAACCAUGUUAUGAUUUAAGAAUUCUUUGUUCACUUGAGGUCAGGAGUUCAAGACCAGCCUGGCCAAUAUGGCGAAACCCUGUCUCUACUAAAAAUACAAAAAUUAGCCCAGCAUCCCCUGAACAAAUGACCAUCUGGAGGAGAAGGUAACUGCAUUUCAUUGGGGAUCUGUGAUAAAAGGGAGCAUGGGUGUUGGGGAGACACCUGUUCCACCUCAGUUUCCUAUGAGGUCCAGGACAGGGCUUGGUGGGCACUCGGAAGCCAGUGUCUGAAGUGCUCAGCAUCCUCCUCUUCCUCGGUGGUAGGUGUCUACUGCCCAGGCCCCACCCCUGGCCGUGGACACUUCAUGGAAACACUGCUGGUUUGCUAUGGUGUUGGGUGGCUCUUGUCUAUUCCCCAUAAGUGCUGGCCUCUGUUGACACCAUUUCUGCCACCUCAUCUGAGAUUGCUCUCAUCAGCUCACAGAGAUUCAGUUCAGAGAAUGAACCAAAUCUAAGCUAAAAAGCAUAAAGGAGGGCAGAAAGAAACAGCAGGGUGGGAGAAAGAGCGCAAACACCGAGGGAAAGAUGUCUACCUGGCAGUCACGUCAGAGAAUCACCAGUAUGUACGUCACUGCCACCAAGAACCUAGAACCACAGAGGCCUACAGAAGCCAAUCCCAGUGGAACUCUCUCCGGGUGCGGGGGCUGAGAGAACCUAAAACAUUCAGGUAGCCAGAGCUUCUUUCCAGUGAUGGGAACCAGUCUCAAAGCCUUUACAUCUCUCCCCCGCCCUCCCUCCAUCACUCUGCUGAGAACUCUGCCCCACGCUGGCCUCUGCCGACAUGACACAAAUAGCAGUGGCCUGUCACUCAUCAGUAUCUGCAGUUCUGUUUACCAAAGCCUGCUUGCUAGAGACUUUUCAGGGCCUCCUUCCCUCAAAGUGUCCAUUGUACCUCCAUCUGGAUACAAUUAGCUGGCUCCCCACUUCCUGGACUGACAGUAACCACCUUUUCCAAUGACCCUGAAGAAAACACGCAAUCUAAGCUGCUUUACGAGUAAACCUACAACUGAGGACAAAUUUUCUAUCAACCCCCAGUACCCCUCUCUGCUGUGGCUGAUUUGUUAAUGGUUUUCUUUUUUUUUUUUAUUUUUUUCAAUUUGAAAACGUAAAUAAUUAUACUAA
Messenger RNA from Chlorocebus sabaeus (green monkey), 3774 nucleotides. It is a transcript of the gene MXRA7, whose product is annotated as matrix remodeling associated 7. Lineage: Eukaryota; Metazoa; Chordata; Mammalia; Primates; Cercopithecidae. The record is from RefSeq and is a predicted model, not a curated record.